AGGACAGGGAAAAAAAAUAAAAAAUAGACAUACGACGAGAAAAUUGACAAAACUAUCUUUUGACUAGAAACUGUAUGAUGCAUUCCUGGGUCCUCUUAGUCAUGUUCCCGGCCCUUUUUAUACAAAGUUCUUGACUCUGCCACGUUGGAUUUUUGAUAGACCCGCAGGCACAGCGUAAAGUAAUUUCCUUUCCUACAUGCUGAUCACAUGGAGAGUGACAGACUACCAACUGACUACCAACACUCUUUAUGUGCCUAUAGGUACAAGGCGUUCAGAGACUUGCAUGACAAGUAUGGUGAAGUGGUUAGACUAGGUCCUCGAAGUAUCUCUAUUUCCAACAAGGAAAUGAUCAGACAGGCUCUUGUCACAGAGGAUCUUCCCAAGGGCCCCCUCUAUAAACUCUUUCAAAGAGAGGGUGUUCAAACGUUAUUUAGUACAAUGGAUCAAGAUUGGCAUAAAAAGAGAAGAAGAAUUGUCUCGCCUGCAUUUUCCAUCAAAUAUCUAAACUCGCUAGAACCCUUUAUGGUGUCUGUCACUGAAUCAUUGAUCAAAAAGCUGGAUGCCGACAUCGCUGCUUCCCUCGACGAGGCAAAGUAUGGUACUGUCGACAUCUGGAACAUGGUCCAACGUCUCGCACUGGAUGUCAUUGGAGAAACCGCUUUCGGCCAGAGUUUCCAUAUGGUGGAGAACAAUAGUCAUUUUGUUCCUGGCGCGAUUGCUGAACAAAUGCGUCUCAGUGCUGUCAGUGUCGUCUACCCUCUUCUUUCCAAACUUUUCAUCAAGAAUGCUGGCAAAAAUAACCCUCAAUUGACAAAGUUUUUAAACAAUGUGAUUGAAGAGCGUCUGCAUAACAAAGAGAGCCAAGAGCGUAAAGAUAUUCUCCAAUUCCUUAUCAACAGCAGCCAACAACAGGCUGCCGAGAGCCACAAUGACAAGUUGACAGCAGAAGCCAUCAUGUCAGAGACGGUGUUGUUCUUGGUGGCAGGUUCCGAGACCACAUCCAACACGAUCGGUUUUGUUUUCAUCGAACUGCUCAAUUAUCCUGAACACUUGAAAAAGCUCUACGAGGAAAUCGAUACGGUCGAGUGGGAAGAGGGCCAGCAUGUCUUUCACCACAAUCAAAUCAAGCAUUUGCCCUAUCUCAAUGCUGUCAUCAACGAAACAUUGCGUUUGGACGCUGUAGCUGCCGGUGCUUUACACCGUAUGACUGUAAAGCCGACUGUGCUGGGUCAUCUCUCCCUUCCCGCCCGCAUUCACGUCAACUGCAAUAUUUGGCAUGCUCAAACAAGUGACAAGUAUUAUCCUGAUCCUUGGGCAUUCCAUCCCGAAAGAUGGAUAGAGGGUACAGAUGACUUGGAAGCCUUCUUCCCUUUCAGUGCUGGCUCCCGCAAUUGUAUCGGCAAGAACUUUGCCAUGCAAGAAAUGCGUAUUGCCAUAGCGACCUUGUUAAAGACGUACGACAUUGCUCCUAUUCCUCAAGAAAUGGAAGACGCCACAUCACGUAGACACUUUAUUACCAUGACCGUUCAAAAGAAUAGUUUCAAGAUCAAAAUGAAGCGUAGAAUCUAAUGACCUUUUUUUUUUUUACUUUUCUUCUCAUCCCGCCUCCCCCCGUAUUCUCUCUCUUUUCCGUAUGUACAUAUGAUUAUUUAUGAAUUCAAAUAAACGCCCUCCGGGUAGACAACGCGUUGCGAUACG
Molecule: messenger RNA, 1698 nt
Organism: Mycotypha africana
Lineage: Eukaryota; Fungi; Mucoromycota; Mucoromycetes; Mucorales; Mycotyphaceae
Product: cytochrome P450
Exons: 5
Coding region: 208-1569 (453 amino acids)
Molecular function (GO): monooxygenase activity; iron ion binding; oxidoreductase activity, acting on paired donors, with incorporation or reduction of molecular oxygen
Source: RefSeq, a predicted model, not a curated record